This is a messenger RNA of Vombatus ursinus (common wombat), 1194 nucleotides long. It is a transcript of the gene COPS6, whose product is annotated as COP9 signalosome subunit 6. The transcript is spliced from 10 exons. Bases 42 to 1010 code for a protein of 322 amino acids. The record is from RefSeq and is a predicted model, not a curated record. Gene Ontology annotation, molecular function: protein binding; metallopeptidase activity. Lineage: Eukaryota; Metazoa; Chordata; Mammalia; Diprotodontia; Vombatidae. Gene Ontology annotation, cellular component: COP9 signalosome. Gene Ontology annotation, biological process: protein deneddylation.
UGAAGGACGGGAGGCCGCAGAGGCCGGCAGAUGCGGGCAAGAUGGCGUCAACGGCGGCGAACGGGGCUAGUGGGAGCAGCGGGAUGGAGGUGGACGCCGCAGUGCUCCCCAGCGUGAUGGCCUCCGGCGUGACCGGCAGCGUGUCCGUGGCCCUGCAUCCCCUCGUCAUCCUCAACAUCUCCGACCACUGGAUCCGCAUGCGCUCUCAGGAGGGACGGCCCGUGCAGGUGAUUGGAGCGUUGAUUGGGAAACAGGAGGGACGAAAUAUUGAGGUGAUGAAUUCAUUUGAGCUGCUGUCCCACACAGUGGAGGAGAAGAUCAUCAUUGACAAAGAAUAUUACUACACCAAAGAGGAGCAGUUUAAGCAGGUAUUCAAGGAAUUGGAGUUUCUAGGUUGGUAUACCACAGGGGGUCCACCAGAUCCCUCUGACAUCCACGUCCACAAGCAGGUGUGUGAGAUCAUCGAGAGCCCUCUAUUCCUGAAGCUAAAUCCCAUGACCAAGCACACUGAUCUGCCAGUCAGUGUUUUUGAGUCAGUCAUCGACAUCAUCAAUGGAGAGGCAACAAUGCUAUUUGCUGAACUGACCUACACACUAGCCACAGAGGAAGCUGAGCGGAUUGGUGUGGAUCAUGUGGCUCGAAUGACAGCUACAGGUAGUGGAGAGAACUCUACUGUGGCAGAGCACCUAAUAGCCCAGCAUAGUGCCAUCAAGAUGCUGCAUAGUCGGGUCAAGCUUAUCUUAGAAUAUGUCAAGGCUUCUGAAGCAGGGGAGGUUCCUUUUAAUCAUGAAAUCCUGCGUGAAGCCUAUGCUCUGUGUCAUUGCCUCCCUGUGCUCAGCACAGAUAAGUUCAAGACAGACUUUUAUGAUCAAUGUAAUGAUGUUGGGCUCAUGGCCUACCUUGGCACCAUCACCAAAACAUGCAACACAAUGAACCAGUUUGUAAAUAAGUUCAACGUCCUGUAUGAUCGCCAGGGCAUCGGCAGACGAAUGCGAGGACUUUUCUUCUAGAAGGGGGCAACCCUUCCCUCACAAUAAGUGAGGGCAAAGGGCAGAGAGAUCUGCUUCACUGAGGAAAACAAUUGCCCCAAAGGCAGGAAAGUGGCUUAUAUCCCCUUUAGAGAAGCCCUCAAGCCUGCAUAGCUUCCCUCCACCCAAAUUGUUAAUAAAUGGGGAAUAGUUCCCCCUCCCGUGA